AUGGGGAAAUAUAGGAAGAGGUUCAAUGAGAAGGCAAGAACUGGUAUGCUUGCUAAGCAAGCGGCUUUGAAGAAAGCAAGGAAUAAGCAAUUCUAUAUUCAAGAUGAUGGAACAAAUACGGAAGUUGAGGAAAAGAAAGUACUUGAGACAUCCACGAAUCCGGAUUCAAAUGCUGAGAUACUUGCACCAGUUAGUGAGGAAGAGCGACUAGCAAGGAAAAGGGCAUUGGAAGAGAAUUUAUAUACUCAGAAUGCAAAAGAUGAGAAAUUGUCCAAAGCCAAGAAGAAGAGACUCGAUAAGUAUAUUGAGCACCAACUUAAAAGAGAGGAGAAGAAGGAGCUUUUGAAAAAAUUGGAGGAGACAAAAAUGGACACAUCAAAGCUCACAGGCUUGAAAGAUUUGGGGAAAGGAAAAUUGACCAAGAAGGAGCAGAUGUUAGAGGCUUUAGAGUUGGAAAAACAAGGUCGUGAAGAUGAAUACACGCGAGAAGUGUUGUAUGAGGAAAGAGUUAUCAAAGACGCCAGUGAUAAUGAAAACGAAAAUGGAAGCAUCAAAGAUGAAGCUCCCUCACUUGAUAUUAGCACACCACUGAGUUCUUUUGUAGAUAAUAGACCAUCCAAGUUUGGAGGAUCAGGAAUGGGAUUCGGAUUCAAGGACAUCCCUGUAAUCAAAAGGGAGCCUAUAAUCUCAAAGAAAAAAUAUAGUUGGAGGAAAAGAGUUCAAGAGGAAGAUAAAAAGAGGCUGAAACAAGAAGAUUUGGAUGAUUUCGCGUCAAGCUCGGAAGAUGCAACGCUGUCUGCUGAGGAAAGUGAAGGAGAAGAACAAUCUGAAAGUGAGGGGUCUGAAGCAGAAAAUGACAUACAUGGAGGGAAUACACAAAACAAUAGGACCAAUAAUGACGAGUUGAACUCUUCGGAGAAAAAUGAAAGUGAAGAACUGGAUCAAGACAACCAGGUCGAAGUUGAGGAAGUUGAUGGCGAUGGCGAUGGCGAUGGCGAUGGCGAUGGCGAUGACGAAGAAGGAGAGGAAGAAGAAGAAGAAGAUGAUGAUGAAUUUCCAACUAGACUCAUGCAAAAUAAACCUAGACACUCCAAAACUGCUACAUCAUUCAAGGACUGGGCUGAACAACAACUCCGACACGUUGAAGGCCGUGACAACAUCCCUCUCGUAGCAGAGGUGUCUGAAGAAGUCAAGAAAAAGUACUCAAAACGUUAUGUUAGGCCUGAAGAUGUUGAUCAUUUGUCUGAUGAAGAAGGUUACAUACCCAUUGAUCAAUACAUGAAUAGAGACGCCUUUGUGGUAGAUGUACAAAGAUCAGAUGAAGUUCAGCAGCAAAGAGUAUUGUUGCCGGUGUAUGCUGAGGAGCAUAGAAUCAUGGAAGCGAUAUACCAUCACGACUGUAUCAUACUUUGUGGUGAAACAGGUUCAGGUAAAACGACUCAGGUUCCCCAGUUUCUAUAUGAGGCUGGAUUUGGUAACCAUGGGAAUAAGCUAUAUCCAGGAAUGAUUGGGGUGACACAGCCAAGAAGGGUUGCAGCAGUGUCGAUGGCGGAGAGAGUCGGGAAUGAAUUGGGAAAUCAUAAGGGUAGAGUCGGUUAUCAAGUUCGAUUUGACACAUCGAUUAAAAAUGAAGGAACGGAAACAGGAACCGCACUCAAAUUCAUGACUGAUGGUGUUUUGUUAAGAGAGAUGAUGACAGACUUUCUUUUGACAAAGUAUUCUGCAAUAAUCAUUGAUGAAGCUCAUGAAAGAAAUAUCAACACUGAUAUUUUAAUUGGUAUGCUCACUAGAGUCAUAAAGUUGAGAAGGAGGUAUUUCAUUGAAAACAAAAGAAACGCGAAGCCGUUAAAGUUGAUAAUCAUGUCAGCUACUUUGCGAGUUACAGAUUUCUCGGAAAAUCCAGUGUUGUUCAAAACCCCACCUCCUAUAAUCAACGUCGAGGCAAGACAAUAUCCUGUAUCAGUGCAUUUUGACAAAAAGACAGACUUCAAUUACAUCGACGCGGCAUUCAACAAGGCGUGCAAGAUUCACCGCAAGCUUCCGCCUGGUGGAGUUUUGAUAUUCUUGACUGGUCAAAAUGAGAUCAAAACAUUGGUCAAGAGACUCAAGGACGAGUUUCCGAAGAAGAGAACCAAACAGAUUGAGGAUGAGGAGAUUUCAGAUGUAAGGGUCUCAGAAAAUGUUCAGCAAGAGGUUGAAGAUGUGGACUUUAGUGUGAAAAUAGAUGAUGAAAACACUUAUGAUGACUAUGAUGGCUCGGAUGGAGAGGAAGAAGGGUUUGAAGAAGCUCUGAAUGCUCUUGAAUCUGAGAUUGGCCCGCUUCAUGUAUUACCAUUGUACUCCCUUUUGCCCACCAAUCAACAAAUGCGAGUUUUUGAUGAGCCACCAAAAGGAAGUAGACUAUGCAUUGUUUCUACUAAUGUAGCAGAAACUUCCUUGACUAUACCAGGAAUACGCUACGUCAUUGAUUGUGGCAGGUCAAAAGAAAGAAAUUACAACAAGGAAAAUGGGGUGCAGUCAUUCGAUGUUAAUUGGAUCUCCAAAGCAUCCGCUGAUCAAAGGUCUGGUAGGGCUGGUAGAACUGGACCCGGCCAUUGCUACAGAUUGUUUUCAUCUGCUGUCUAUGAAGAGUUCUUCCCGCAGUUUAGUGUCCCUGAGAUACUUCGAACCCCUUUCGAGAGUAUAGUAUUGAGCAUGAAGAGUAUGGGUAUUGAUCAAAUUGUUAACUUCCCAUUUCCAACUCCCCCUGAUAGAACUGCUUUGGAAAAAGCUGAGGAGUUAUUGGUCAUUUUGGGUGCACUCGAUAAAGAGCUAAAGCAGAUAACAGAUUUGGGAAAGAAGAUGUCUUUAUUCCCGUUGAGUCCAAGGUUUGCAAAAAUACUCAUUAUUGGAAACCAGCAGGAGUGUUUAGAAUAUGUUGUUGCCAUUGUGUCGGCUUUAUCAGUUGGUGAUCCUUUCAUUCCGGAAAAUGAACUAGUAGGGAACAUGACAGAGGAGGAAAGAAAGAAUUUCAGAAGCAAGUUUUACCAAUCAAGAGCCUUGUUUUCGAAGUUGGACCCAUCAAGCGAAUGCAUGAUGUUGUUGUCUGCAGUUUGUGCUUUAGAUCAUAUUUCUAGUGAGCAGAAGGGUGAGUUCUUGUCCACGAAUUACCUAAGACAAAAAAUGAUGCAAGAGAUUCAAAAGCUUAGAAUACAAGUGGCCCUGAUCGUUGAAAGGUGUUUGAUUAGUAAAAAUGGCAGACAAUUAAGUCAAAAGAAGAAAUUAGAAGUACCCACCACCAAACAAGUAUCAGCAAUGAAGCAAAUGAUCGCUUCAGGAUUCAUCGACCACGUUGCAAUUAGAGGUGAUCUCAUCUCCUCUGAUGUCAAAAUUGCCAACAAAACCAAUAUCAGCAACAUUCCAUAUUGCCCUGUAUUUCCUAUUGGUCUGGAUCCGUUUGUCUACAUUCAUGCAAACUCAUUGAUGAGUAGAAGCGGUAAAUUACCUAGCCCUUACUUAGUUUACCAAAACCUCAGUUCAAAGUCGAAUUCGGCAGACGAAGAACCUUCCAAAAUACGAAUGACACCAUUGGUCAAUAUCAGUGGGAAGCAAUUGACAAGCAUUGCCAAAAGCUCAGGAUUGAUAACUUAUUCCAAGCCCUUGGGUCAUCCAUAUGCUCCAAAGAAUAUAACACCUACAAAGCGAGAAUGUUACGUAGUCCCCAGAUUUGGGGCUUUAGUAGGGAGCGGAGGUGUUGGUUGGGAUUUGCCAGCGAUCAAAGUGACACAAGAAAAACGUAAUGGAUCAUGGGUUAAUGUAUAG
Lodderomyces orthopsilosis Co 90-125 is the source of this 3801-nucleotide messenger RNA. Its product is annotated as ATP-dependent RNA helicase. The coding region runs from base 1 to 3801 and encodes 1266 amino acids. Gene Ontology annotation, biological process: maturation of SSU-rRNA from tricistronic rRNA transcript (SSU-rRNA, 5.8S rRNA, LSU-rRNA). Lineage: Eukaryota; Fungi; Ascomycota; Pichiomycetes; Serinales; Debaryomycetaceae. Gene Ontology annotation, cellular component: nucleolus; intracellular anatomical structure. The transcript has a single exon. Gene Ontology annotation, molecular function: ATP binding; RNA binding. The record is from RefSeq and is a predicted model, not a curated record.